UUAAUUAUUUAUGCAAGGAGAAUGGAUUGUUAGUUUGUCAAUAAGGAUAAGGACAGUAUUGUGCAAUUUCGGCAAUACGUCUAAACUUGGCACCAAGGAAAUGUAAUGUUGAUCCUUUAAAGUUUAAGCUUAACAACAUACAUACGAAGUACGGAGUACUCCGUAGAAUAGAUACACAAUUAAGUUCAAUUUGCUUUCAAGUCUAAUAAUGAGCUACUCUUCGGUUUCUCAUGUUGCCCAUGACUCUUACCCUCCAACUCAAGGGGAUUAUCCAGGAUCUGCACCGCCCCCACCGCCUCGCCCGGGGUUUGAGCAAGGUUAUGGGUUUGGGCCUGGGCCUGGCCCUGGUCCAAGGUUUCAGGGUAGUCCUGGUCCUGGUCCUGGUCCUGGUCCUGGUCCUGGUCCUGGUCCUGGGUAUCAAGGUUAUUUCAGUGACAACUACCCACCACAAGUAGCCCAUGUCCGCCACAGUGGCCCAACUCAUUAUCCCUAUCAGCAUCAGCAGCCGUAUGAUAACUCUUAUGAUUAUGGGCCUUCUGGCUGUCCUUCCUUCCUUAGAGCUUGUAUGGCUACUCUUUGUUGUUGUUGCAUCCUGGAGCAAUGUUGUAGUUUCUGGUGACUUUGAUCACUAUUCAGUAGCGCACGCGGUACUUGUAAUUGUGUACUUGUAUAGUUGUGUUGAGCAUCUUAAUUCUUAAGCUUUGAAAGUUAUGCAUGUGAUCGAUGUGACAAAGCCAUUUAAGAAACUCAAGGGUCUUAUCUUAUCAUAUACAAGACCAUUCAGCUACUGAAUAUAAUUUGUGGCCGUGUACCGCUCUUACUCUCUCUUUCUUCAUGUCAAAAUGUAUUUAUCAUUGAAAUAAAUUCCUCUAUCCCUCUUGUUAUUA
Spinacia oleracea (spinach) is the source of this 887-nucleotide messenger RNA. RefSeq names its product protein CYSTEINE-RICH TRANSMEMBRANE MODULE 7. Bases 209 to 619 code for a protein of 136 amino acids. The transcript has 3 exons. The record is from RefSeq and is a predicted model, not a curated record. NCBI's taxonomy places the organism in Eukaryota, Viridiplantae, Streptophyta, Magnoliopsida, Caryophyllales, Amaranthaceae.